AUGGCUAUUCCUACGAAGACGCUUAAUCCAGAAACCCUAGCCACGGCCCAAACAAGUCUUGAUGAAAAUGGAUUUUUCAUCGUUCCAAAUGUCCUCGACGAGAAAACUAUCAAUUUCGUGCUUGAUCGGCUUUGGGCUGCAGCCGAAGAAAACAAGAGACGCGGCGCAGAAUUGUUCAUGCCAGCAUUAGAUCCAAACAGUUCCAACGUCCGCGUUUUCUAUCUCAUGGAGUUGGACUCUGUUUUCCGAGAAUUGAUUCAGCACCCGGCAGCUCUCGAAAUCGCCAAACUAGUCAUCGGACCAAAGCUACUCGUCUCCAAUUUUACCGCCAAUAUCGCCAAGCCUGGCUCCGGCUCAAUGGCUCUCCAUUCCGACCAGUCUCUCGUCGUUCCAGAUCCGUGGGAGAAGCCUUGGGCUGUGAAUAUUGUUUGGUGUUUGUCUGAUGUCUAUUUCGAGAACGGGGCGACUUUAUUCAUACCCGGCAGCCACAAGUGGAUACGGAAGGAUGAGGUACCGAAUAAUGCAAAUGAAAUGCUGAAGCCGUUUGUCGCGAAGGCUGGGUCUAUCAUUGCUAUGGACGCGCGUGUUUGGCAUACUUCGGGUGCGAAUAUUACGAAGGAUCAGGAGCGUGCGCUGCUCUUUGGGUAUUACACUGUUCCUUUCUUGCGCCAGCAGGUCAAUUGGACAGCGGCUUUGUCGCCGGGGAUUCAAGAUUCUCUGAGCACCGAUAUGCGGGAGCUACUAGGGUUGAAUAUCACGGCCAAUUCAGGGUCUGCGUCCAACGUCGGCACUGGGCUAGAGGAAUACGAGGCUAAGAAGAUCGAUGUAUAG
Messenger RNA from Penicillium manginii, 831 nucleotides. RefSeq names its product phytanoyl-CoA dioxygenase family protein. The coding region runs from base 1 to 831 and encodes 276 amino acids. The record is from RefSeq and is a predicted model, not a curated record. The transcript has a single exon. NCBI's taxonomy places the organism in Eukaryota, Fungi, Ascomycota, Eurotiomycetes, Eurotiales, Aspergillaceae.